Messenger RNA from Chaetomium globosum CBS 148.51, 1431 nucleotides. RefSeq lists its product as uncharacterized. Gene Ontology annotation, molecular function: glycosyltransferase activity. Gene Ontology annotation, biological process: GPI anchor biosynthetic process. Gene Ontology annotation, cellular component: Golgi membrane. The transcript has a single exon. The record is from RefSeq and is a predicted model, not a curated record. Lineage: Eukaryota; Fungi; Ascomycota; Sordariomycetes; Sordariales; Chaetomiaceae. Bases 1 to 1431 code for a protein of 476 amino acids.
AUGUUUCGGCGGUUCCAUGUUGGCGGCGCCUUCAAGAAGCUCCCAAGUGGGCUUCUCAACCUCCCAUUACGAAUCCUCUCCUUCCCUGCCGCGCGAGCCCUCCUUGUUUGCGGCCUAAUCUGGCUGCUCGGUUUCAGCUACGGCCGACUCUUUCUCUGGCGCGAUCCCCAUAGCGCCUACUUCCAGUCCGAGGGCGUCUACGAUCUCCAAUAUUCGGCCGUCCGCCAGAAAGAAGCCCGUGAAUUCAUCGCCAAGGUCUCCGCCGAGUCCACCGAAGAUGGGUGGAAGCCACCACCGAAAGCAGGCCCCUCGCCCGCCAUCUGCGCCGCCCUCGUGAGCGUCCGCCGCGAUGGCGACGUCGCCCGCAUGUACAUGGCCGACGCCCUGGGAUCCAUGCUCUCGGGCCUCUACCCGCGCGAGCGCAACGCGCUGACCAUCAAGCUACUCUUCGCCAACACGGAGCCCGCGCGGCACCCCGAUUGGAACGCCCCUUGGGUCAAGCCCCUGGUCGACGACGCGGACGGGUAUCGCGACCUGACCCGGCUGGAGCUCGCGGGGCUGCGCAAGGCCGAGGAGGAGCGCGACAUGCCGCUCAAGGGCGUCUUCGACUACCUCUACGUCAUCGAGCGCUGUUUGGAAGAGACGAACGCGCCCUUCAUCGCCGUUUUUGAAGACGACGUCAUCUUCUCCGGCGACUGGAUGGCCCGCACCAUGCGCGGACUGCAAUACCUAGUGCGCGACCACAAGAAGGCCGCGGGGGACAAGGACUGGCUGUAUAUGCGUCUGUUUUACACUGAGACUCAUCUCGGCUGGUCGGCCGAGCGGGACUGGUGGUACAAUAACCUGCCGCUGACGCUCGCCAUGGCCGCGGGCGGGUCGGGGACCCUGCUCUUGCUGUUGCGGUUUUGUGGCUGCGGCCCCCGGCUGCGCCUCGACUGGGUCACCAUCGCCGUGGUCUCGUUGCUCGUGGCGCCGGGCUUCACCGUGCUGGCGUUUAUGGCCGGCAAGCACAACCUGCCGCUGCCGGGAUUCAGUCUCCACCACAACGUGCCCUUCGGCCCGGCUGACUCCGCGCUGGCGGCCGGCGUCUCGGCCAUGGACAAGAACGCCUGCUGCACCCAGGCGCUGGUAUUCAACAGGGAAACGCUGCCGGACCUGAUAGAGAACCUGCGCAAGCGGGAGCGCGGCCAGACGGAUACCAUGAUCGAGCAGUACUGCGACGCGACGGGGCUCAAGCGGUUCGCGUUGCGCGAGCAGGCCGUGCAGCAUGUUGGUCUGGUCAGCAGUCGGGGCAUGGCGGCAAAGCACACCAAGAGCGUGUGGGCGUUUUGGUUCGAGACCAACAAGCCCGAGACGGUGGAGAAGACCCAUAAGAAAGUGGUUGAAGAGAUUGACUGGGCCAUGUUCGAUAAGAUGUCUGCCGCUCCGUAG